AGACGGGCGCGCGCGCUCCACAGACGGGAACCGUUUUUGUGGAGGUUGUGGCGGCAGUGGCAGUUCCUGGCAUCUGGGAGCGCCGCCAAGCCCACAGCACUGUCGACAUGGAGCCCGAGCCCGUCACGCUCCUGGUGAAGAGCCCCAACCAGCGCCACCGCGACUUGGAGCUGAGCGGCGACCGCAGCUGGAGCGUGAGCCGCCUCAAGGCCCAUCUGAGCCGCGUCUACCCCGAGCGCCCGCAUCCAGAGGACCAGAGGUUAAUUUACUCUGGGAAGCUGUUGUUGGAUCACCAGUGUCUCAGGGACUUGCUUCCAAAGCAGGAAAACCGGCAUGUUUUACAUCUGGUGUGCAGUGUGAAGAGUCCCUCCAAAAUGCCAGAAGCCAGCGCAAAGGUUGCUGAAUCCAUAGAGCAGCCCGCUGGUCUCAAUCAGGGACAGUCUCCUGGGGAUUCCUCAAGUGACGGUUUAAGGCAAAGGGAGGUUGUUCGGAACCCUUCUCCCUCUGGAUGGGAGAAUAUCUCGAGGCCUGAAGCUGUCCAGCCUGCGUUCCAAGGCCUGGGGCCUGGUUUCUCAGGCUACACAACCUAUGGGUGGCUGCAGCUCUCCUGGUUCCAGCAGAUAUACGCACGGCAGUACUACAUGCAGUACUUAGCAGCCACUGCUGCAUCAGGGGCUUUUGUCCCCUCGCCAAGUGCACAAGAGAUACCUGUGGUCUCUGCGCCUGCUCCAGCCCCUAUCCACAACCAGUUUCCAGCUGAAAACCAGCCCGCCAAUCAGAACGCUGCUCCUCAAGUGGUGGUUAAUCCUGGGGCCAACCAGAAUUUGCGGAUGAAUGCACAGGGUGGCCCUAUUGUGGAAGAAGAUGAUGAGAUAAAUCGAGAUUGGUUGGAUUGGACCUAUUCAGCAGCUACGUUUUCCGUUUUUCUUAGUAUCCUCUACUUCUACUCUUCCCUGAGCAGAUUCCUCAUGGUCAUGGGGGCCACCGUAGUUAUGUACCUGCAUCAUGUCGGGUGGUUUCCGUUUCGACAGAGGCCAGUUCAGAACUUCCCGAAUGAUGGUCCUCCUCAGGAAGCUGCAAAUCAGGACCCCAACAAUAACUUCCAGGAAGACCCUGAUCCUGAAAUUGCAGACCCCAACCGCCUCCCUCCAGACAGAGACGUAGUGGAUGACGAGCAAACCAGCCCUUCUUUUAUGAGCACAGCCUGGCUCGUCUUCAAGACUUUCUUUGCCUCCCUUCUUCCAGAAGGUCCUCCAGCCAUAGCAAACUGAUGGUGUUUGCUCUCUGGCUGCUAGAGGCUUUGGCAGGCGUGGACUGGAUCAUCUGGCUCUGGCUAGAUUUCCUUACCUGGACGUGGCGAUGGCACAGAAUUAGUAAAAGAAUCAACAAAGAGGAUGAUAAUGCUUUUGUGAUUCUACAAAAGCAGAAAGUAAGACGUGAAGCCAUGAUACAAUUUGAUGAACAAAAAAUGCCUAAGGCUUCUCAUGUCCUUAUUCUGAAGAGCUUUAAUAUAUAUUGUUGUAGUUUAAUAGACAUUGUAAGUAGAAGGCAUUAGUGUCGCAUGUUUAUGCCUGAGGAACUUUUCCAGAUGUGUGUGUCUGCAUGUGUAUUUGUACAUAGAUGUCAUAGAUGCAGAAAUGGUUCUGCUGGUACGAUUUGAUUCCUGUUGGAAUGUUUAAAUUACACUAAGUGUACUACUUUAUAUAAUCAAUGAAAUUGCUAGACAUGUUUUAGCAGGACUUUUCUAGGAAAGACUUAUGUAUAAUUGCUUUUUAAAAUGCGUGCUUUACUUUAAACCAAGAGGAGCUUUGCAGAGGUGAAAACCUUUGCUGGGUUUUCUGUUCAAUAAAGUUUUACUAUGAAUGA
This is a messenger RNA of Mesoplodon densirostris (Blainville's beaked whale), 1866 nucleotides long. RefSeq names its product homocysteine inducible ER protein with ubiquitin like domain 1 (gene HERPUD1). Gene Ontology annotation, molecular function: transmembrane transporter binding. Gene Ontology annotation, biological process: endoplasmic reticulum unfolded protein response; negative regulation of endoplasmic reticulum stress-induced intrinsic apoptotic signaling pathway; ubiquitin-dependent protein catabolic process. The transcript is spliced from 8 exons. Bases 108 to 1271 code for a protein of 387 amino acids. NCBI's taxonomy places the organism in Eukaryota, Metazoa, Chordata, Mammalia, Artiodactyla, Ziphiidae. The record is from RefSeq and is a predicted model, not a curated record. Gene Ontology annotation, cellular component: endoplasmic reticulum membrane.